AUGGCCUCCACGACCCCCAGCAUCCGCCAGAACAACCUCCUCGCUCUGUCUUCGCAAGACCGUCUGUGCAAGGCCUUCGGCAUCAAGAUCACAACCGACGUAACGAUCGUGUCUAUGGCCGUCACGGCCGGCUACGACUGCCUUUUCAUCGACCUGGAGCACACGACGCUCUCGCUGCGCGACGCCUCGCAGCUGUGCAUCACGGCCCUCGCGUCCGGCAUCACGCCGUUCGUGCGCGUGCCGUUCCAGUGCGGCCGCGGCUUCGUGCAGCGCGUCCUCGACAUGGGGGCCAUGGGCGUGGUGUUUCCGCAUAUUCACGGCGUUGAGGACGCAAAAGCCGCAGUCAAUUCGUGCAAGUUCCCCCCACAGGGCAGCCGGUCCCUGACCAUCGGGCUCCCGCACUUCGGCCUCGCAUCCGUGGCGCCGGACGUCGCGAUGCAGGAGCUGGACGCCACGGGCUCGACGGUGUUCAUCAUGAUCGAGACCCAGGACGCGUUGGCCGCCGUGGACGACAUCGCCGCGUUACCAGGCGUGGAGGCGUUGCUGGUCGGGUCCAACGACCUGGGCCAGGAGAUGGGCUGUUUGGGGGAGUGGGAGGGCGAGGUCUUCAUGGGGGCGCUGAAAAGGGUCGGGGAGGCGUGUCGCAGGCACGGCAAAGUGUUCGCGAUCGCGGGCUUGUAUCAUCGGCCGGAUGUCAUGGAGAAGGUGGUCAAUGAGAUGGGGGCCAGGUGGGUGCUGGGCGGGCUGGACGCGGGAUUGCUGGCUGGUGCGGCCAGGCAGAAUUGCGAGGGCUUGAUGAAGCUUCAGAGGUAG
Cyphellophora europaea CBS 101466 is the source of this 813-nucleotide messenger RNA. RefSeq lists its product as uncharacterized. The coding region runs from base 1 to 813 and encodes 270 amino acids. Gene Ontology annotation, cellular component: cytoplasm. Gene Ontology annotation, molecular function: aldehyde-lyase activity. Lineage: Eukaryota; Fungi; Ascomycota; Eurotiomycetes; Chaetothyriales; Cyphellophoraceae. The transcript is spliced from 3 exons. The record is from RefSeq and is a predicted model, not a curated record.